AUGCAGAGGCCAUUGCAAUGGGUAUCUCCACAGCUAGCUACCUGUACAGAACGUUUCAAACACACAUCUCCAUCCAAGAGGUUUGGAGCAACCAUCAUAUUGAAAGAGCAGUUACUGUAUGUUUUUGGUGGUGCUACGAAGGAACUAACAGCUUUUAAUGAUUUAUGGACCUAUGAUUUAUCCACCUUCAGCUGGCAGCGUCUGAUUGGUAAAGGUGAGCUACCAACACCAAGAGCACAUGCUAAGGGUGGUUUUAUUGGAAAUCUACUUUAUCUGUACGGAGGUUGUCAAAGCUUUCAUAGAGCGGGAUCGGAACAUACGGGCCGUAUGGAUUGGUUAACUGAGUUGAAUAGUUUUGAUAUUUCGACAAUGCAUUGGUCACGUAUGCCGUUAUACGAAGUAAACCACUUAAGUCCUGUAUCACCACCUGCAAUUGCCGGUCAGUCUGGAUGCUUUCUCCCUAAAGGUGGAAUAGGCGAACCUAGUGUAUUGGUUUUAUUCGGAGGAAUGUGUCAAUCUCUUGGAUUGUGUGUUAACUACUUAUUUGUGAUAUCGCCGGAAAAUGGUUGUUGGAUUUCACUUUCUGAUAAAACGGAUAAUUGUCAAGGUGACUGGCCAUCUGGGCGCUGUGGUCAUUCAACUUGCGCUCUUGACUCAAAUAGAAUGCUUUUGUUAUUUGGGAAUUUGGAAUCACCUUUGGCCACUGAUCAUUCUGUGCGUCGACAACAAGGAAUGUCAUUUAAUCCUACUUCGAGUAAUGAUUCUGAAUCAACUUCUAGUACACUUAACUAUCAUGGUCGACCGGCGAGAGAUGUAUGGAUACUUACACGUUGUUCACCAAGUAUUGGUCAAGAAUGGUUUGAAGUCGAUUGGUUCUGGACCAAAGUUCAAUGUUCUGAGGGUAUCCCUGGAUGCCCACCGAUAGACUUUUAUCAUGCAACCGCAGUUUCACUUCCAUAUCGUGAAGACAGUAAGUCACUGUUGUUGACAAAGGACAGUAAUUUUAUUUCUGUACCGAGUGACAACGUUGGUACAAACAACUCAAUUGUACACAAUGUCUAUACUGUUGUUGUCAUCAGUCAACCUACCACAGCAUUGCUGGAUGAGGCAGCUAAACAGCGCAGAUAUUGGCAUCGCAUGAAACUCAACUCCGAGUUAAACAGUGUAACUUUUCAAAGUAAUUCGGUAGGUCAAGAUUCUCGUACGUCAGAUGAUGAUGUCAAUGACGAGGAUGAGGAGCAGCGUAAACAUUGUCAUUCAGCUGAUAUCACUGAUCGUGAAUCGACUGGGAUUUUGCAACUUCCGUCAUCUAGGCGUGCAAAUAACAGACGUGCACGAAGACUUGAAGCUUUAGCUAUUCAAGAACGAAGGCUGUUUGGAACACGUAACCUGAUCCCUAAUGAAGUUAAUACAUCAUCACUUGCUCGAUCAUUUUCAUCAAAUCAAAGUUCAUCCAAUCAUAACCAGUAUCCUUCUAACCACGUAAAACUUGAAUGUGCUUAUCGUCCCUUGGCUCUGUAUACACUCAACAUUAUAUACUCUCAUUCUGAUGCAUCAUAUAGUUCUGAAACUAAAAUUCACUUCACAGAAAAUAAAGCUAAAGGUGUUUGGUUGGCGCCUGUCAAACAAAAUUAUCUAGAUCUUUAUUCCGCACCACCUGAAUGCUUAGGUUUUUCAUGUGCUUUUGGUCAUGGCUGUUUAUUUCUUUUUGGUGGUUUGACUGACUCAGAUGAUAUUAGACCAAAUGAAAAUAUGAAUACAUUUCACCCAUUAGUUAAUGGAUCGCAAAAUCGUAAUGAUAAUGAUCUAUAUCAACGACACAAUAAUUCAUCAACCUUACAAUCGUCCAGGUCUUCAGUAUUAAAUGAAUCUCUUACACAAGGACAUCUUGUUUCUUGUGUAAAUCAUUCACCAGAUGCAAUUUAUCCCAAUCCUUUAGGUACCGCUCAGUUUUUCGUUCUUCGUGCACGUGCACUCGCUGGCACUAUAAUUUAA
Messenger RNA from Schistosoma guineensis, 1995 nucleotides. The record is from the annotation of a GenBank genome assembly. Lineage: Eukaryota; Metazoa; Platyhelminthes; Trematoda; Strigeidida; Schistosomatidae.